UUUUAGUGUUUAAACACGGACCUACGGGUUGGAUUUACCUAAGGAUCUACAAAGAGUGGCUCACACUGCUACUUAUACAAAGGUCGCCGCAUUCCAUUCAAAUUACAUGAAAUUUCUUUUGUCUCUUCCCCCUUCCGCUGAAACGACAUGGAGGGAGAUUAUCAACACGCUGAGACAUCAGCAGCAGGUGCUAAACGCCAACGACUGAGCCCAGACGCUAGAAAACUCCUAAAAGAUUUUGCCGAACAUGUUUCGAUGUACCCGGAUUCACACCAAAGACAACACUUGCUCGACCAGGUGCGACGCUUGCAUGGGUGUGGACAGGCCGAUGCCAAACAUAUAACCGCGUGGUUUCAACGCUACCGUGCCACCGUAAGGAAGAAUCAAUGCAAAUGAUGAUAUGACGAAUAUCCGUGCGUGUUUUUUCUCCCGAACAUGCGUAUAUGUGCACCCUUGAUUUACGCCAUGAUCUUGCCGA
Molecule: messenger RNA, 478 nt
Organism: Suillus subaureus
Lineage: Eukaryota; Fungi; Basidiomycota; Agaricomycetes; Boletales; Suillaceae
Exons: 2
Coding region: 148-396 (82 amino acids)
Molecular function (GO): DNA binding
Source: RefSeq, a predicted model, not a curated record